Molecule: messenger RNA, 228 nt
Organism: Grosmannia clavigera kw1407
Lineage: Eukaryota; Fungi; Ascomycota; Sordariomycetes; Ophiostomatales; Ophiostomataceae
Exons: 1
Coding region: 1-228 (75 amino acids)
Source: RefSeq, a predicted model, not a curated record
AUGCUCAGCCCCUCAAGCUUCGAUGACGUUCCACGCACACCACUCCCAAUUGCGGAUGAAAAAUCAUAUGCUCGACGAAAGACUAUUCUUGAGCGUAUUGAGGGCUGGUGGGAUCUGGGCUUGAUCCGUGGCGGUACCAUUCGAGGGAAUGCCUUCCGGAGCGCCACCAACGGCGGGAAGAAGCGGAAGGACACGAGCGCGGUUGAAUCACCGACCACAUUCGUAUAA